AAACCUUCUGUUGAAAGAAGCCUGAAAUAUCCAAGUGCUACAAAAUGAUGAAGGCCGUGCUCGCUCUUGUCUUGGCUAUGGCAGCCAUUGCUUUUGCCUCGACCGGCGUCGAUGUCAUUCGCCACACUCCUGGAUAUGAUGGCUUCUAUGGUCUCUACGGAUAUGCACCCUACUAUUACGGAUACGGAAACGGAUAUUUUGAAUAUGAUGGACUUGCUUUCGGACCUUACAACUACUAUGGUCUAGGAUACCGAGGAUACUUAGGAGGACUCGGUUAUUUUUAAAAACCA
Molecule: messenger RNA, 290 nt
Organism: Argiope bruennichi
Lineage: Eukaryota; Metazoa; Arthropoda; Arachnida; Araneae; Araneidae
Product: shematrin-like protein 1
Exons: 2
Coding region: 45-284 (79 amino acids)
Source: RefSeq, a predicted model, not a curated record